AUGCCUGUGUUCUACUCCCCCAUACCCCAGAACCUCCGGAUGGGCCUGGCCUCUGUCGGUGGGUCCAUGUUCACUAACAACAGGACAGGGGACUUUAGCAGUGACUACAAUAAGGACCAGGAUGAUAAAACAGUCAAUGAGUUGGUGUCUCACCUACCCCUUCAGAUGAUCCUGUACUUCAACAUAUUCUAUUUCCCAUGCUGGUGGAUCUCUGCUGUUCUCAUGCUGGAUCUAAAGUUGUAUUACCUGCCUGGGUACUACCAGGCUCUACUUGUGACUGGAGUGGUUCUGCUUACCAUCUGUGAAAUCACCAGGCUCUAUCUGGGCUAUAUCGGAAACCUCAAAGAGAAGGUGCCAGAGCUGGCUGGGUUCUGGCUGAUCUCCUUCCUGUUCCAGCUGCCCAUUCUACUCUUCUUCCUGACUGACGAGGACAUCAUCAUCCUCCCUCUGGAGAGGGCCGUCCACUCCAUCUACCUCCUCUUCAUCCUCUCAGAGCUCCUGGCUUCCUUCUUCGCCCUCAGGGCCAUGACCAGGAAGUUAACCCUGCUGUUCCACCUCAGGCAGUUUGGGGAGGUGGAAAACCUUCAUCACCUCCACCAUCACCACCUCCACAUAGCGGGAAAGAGCCCAGCCUUCGGCAUGCCAUAUUAUGGGAGGACUGUUCUGCCCAUGCCACCACACACCAAUAACGUUCACAGUCACUGA
Messenger RNA from Salvelinus namaycush (lake trout), 705 nucleotides. Its product is annotated as transmembrane protein 17A. Lineage: Eukaryota; Metazoa; Chordata; Actinopteri; Salmoniformes; Salmonidae. The transcript is spliced from 5 exons. Bases 1 to 705 code for a protein of 234 amino acids. Gene Ontology annotation, biological process: non-motile cilium assembly. The record is from RefSeq and is a predicted model, not a curated record. Gene Ontology annotation, cellular component: ciliary transition zone.